Molecule: messenger RNA, 4698 nt
Organism: Sorex araneus (European shrew)
Lineage: Eukaryota; Metazoa; Chordata; Mammalia; Eulipotyphla; Soricidae
Gene: STAM
Product: signal transducing adaptor molecule
Exons: 14
Coding region: 143-1759 (538 amino acids)
Biological process (GO): protein transport to vacuole involved in ubiquitin-dependent protein catabolic process via the multivesicular body sorting pathway
Cellular component (GO): ESCRT-0 complex
Molecular function (GO): ubiquitin binding; phosphatidylinositol binding
Source: RefSeq, a predicted model, not a curated record
CCGCCGCCGCCGCCGCGGUUGCCCAGCGUCAGUGCCGGGAGGAGCCGCCGCCUCGGCCCCCUCAGGUGUCGGCGUCUGUGGCGCAGCCCGCCUCCCGCGGUGUCAGGGGGAGCCCCUGCGGGCCCCGCGGCGCGCGGAGGAGAUGCCGCUCUUCGCCACCAACCCCUUCGACCAGGAUGUGGAGAAAGCGACCAGUGAGAUGAAUACUGCUGAGGAUUGGGGCCUCAUUUUGGAUAUAUGUGAUAAAGUUGGUCAGUCGCGUACUGGACCUAAAGAUUGUCUUCGCUCCGUCAUGAGGAGGGUGAACCACAAGGACCCUCAUGUCGCCAUGCAGGCCUUGACUCUUCUAGGUGCAUGUGUAUCAAACUGCGGCAAAAUUUUUCACUUAGAAGUAUGUUCAAGGGAUUUUGCUAGUGAAGUAAGCAACGUAUUAAAUAAGGGUCAUCCUAAAGUGUGUGAAAAACUAAAGGCUCUUAUGGUUGAAUGGACAGAUGAAUUUAAGAAUGAUCCACAGCUUAGUCUAAUAUCAGCAAUGAUAAAGAACCUUAAGGAGCAAGGAGUUACAUUUCCAGCCAUUGGGUCCCAGGCUGCCGAACAAGCAAAAGCAAGUCCAGCUCUGGUCGCCAAGGAUCCCGGUACUGUGGCUAACAAAAAGGAAGAAGAAGAUUUAGCAAAAGCCAUUGAGUUGUCUCUGAAAGAACAAAGGCAGCAAUCAACCACGCUUUCUGCUUUGUAUCCCAGUACGUCCAGUCUCUUAACUAACCACCAACACGAAGGCCGCAAAGUUCGUGCUAUAUAUGACUUUGAAGCUGCUGAAGAUAAUGAACUGACUUUUAAGGCUGGAGAAAUUAUUACAGUUCUUGAUGACAGUGAUCCCAAUUGGUGGAAGGGUGAAACCCAUCAAAGCAUGGGGUUGUUUCCUUCUAAUUUUGUGACUGCAGAUCUCACUGCUGAACCAGAAAUGAUUAAAACAGAGAAGAAGACGGUACAAUUCAGCGAUGAUGUUCAGGUAGAAACAAUAGAACCAGAGCCAGAACAAGCCUAUAUAGAUGAAGACAAAAUGGACCAGUUGUUACAGAUGCUGCAGAGCGCGGACCCCAGUGAUGACCAGCCCGACCUUCCGGAGUUGCUGCAUCUGGAAGCAAUGUGUCACCAAAUGGGACCUCUCAUUGAUGAAAAGCUGGAAGAUAUUGAUAGGAAACAUUCAGAACUCUCAGAGCUUAAUGUCAAAGUGAUGGAGGCACUUUCCUUAUAUACCAAGUUAAUGAAUGAAGACCCCAUGUAUUCCAUGUAUGCAAAAUUGCAGAAUCAGCAGUAUUACAUGCAGCCCUCUGGAGUUUCUGGUUCUCAGGUAUAUCCGGGGCCGCCUCCAAGUGGCACGUACUUGGUUGCAGGGAACGCACAGAUGAGCCAUCUCCAGAACUACAGCCUCCCCCCCGAGCAGCUGUCCACGCUCAGCCAAGGAGCAGUUCCACCACCCGCAAACCCGGUGCUUCCCAGCCAGCAGGCCCAGGCUUCUUACCCUAACACAAUGGUCGGUUCUGUUCAAGGAGGCACGUAUCCCGCCCAGGCUUCAGUCUACAGUCCUCCUCCUGUUGCUGCUGCAGCCGCCGCUGCCGACGUCACGCUCUACCAGAACGCGGGAACUGCUCUGUCCCAGGUGCCAAGCUACAGCCUCACGUCGACGCUGCCUCAGGCUGCUGUCUCCCAGCAGCCCCCUCAGCCCCAGCAGCCGUAUUCUCAGAAGGCUCUGCUAUAGGACUCCGGCUUCCCUGCUGGCCUGUGCCUGCUCGCCGCCCUUGACAGUGUCUCGGGCUUCUUCAUAUCUUAAGACUUGUUUAUCCUCAGCGUAUAGGAAUCUGUCUGGGCCAGAAGUUCAGAUACUCAAGAAGGUAGAACUCUCUUGGAUUUGCACUGACUUAUUAGAGGUUCUCCCUUCUUUCCCCAGAAGAACGAAGCUACUCACAACAUGGAAUUAACUUUCAUAAUAUGAAAGGAAUGAGACGAGAUUGUCUUGUACAAAAUACUCAGUCUACAAAAUGUCAAACUUACAAAAAGCUGUUUUGGCAAAUAUUCUGUGCGUGUAUAUAUAUACAUAUAUAGAGAGAUGUGUAACUUCAUUAGUGGUCAUUUUGAAUCACAGUGGUGAUCAUGUGAAUAUAUUUAACACUGUUAAAUUAAUUUACGUUGCUAUUAUAUUUUAAUCAUGAACAACUACCAUGUUUCAUAAUUUUUGUGUAAAUUUAAGAUAAUCUCUUAAACUGCAGGACAAAGUGGUAGCCUAUUUACAUGAGGUCAUCCUCUUGCCCAUGUUUCGUGUUAAACUACAUUUCCUUCCAUUGUGAGCUGAAUUAUGUCCCGCACCUUCUGUCGCCUCUUUCUGCAGCCUCUGUACUACUAGCUGUCAUCACACCAGCGCACAGUAGCAAAAUUUGGUGCAAUUAGAACAAAUGAUGCUGUUCCCUUUAAACUGUUAUAUUUUGGCAUGAUAUUUCAGGAUAUUGUGGGACCAUAAGACACAGUUAAGUGGGAUCAUAUUCUUUAUACCUUUCUUUGUCCUGGGUGAAGACUAGGUUUUUUAAAGCUGUAUACUGUGUUUUUUGAUGGCAGCGACACCAAAGAUAGAGGCAAUGAAUAGAAAUUUUUUAACUGGAAAGAAAACGUGAAUCACACUACAUUUUCAAAUCUGUUGUCAUUCUUUAGAAUAUAAAUAAGAUUUGACUCCUCUGUCUUAUCUAUCCCAUUAGUGGUCUUUUAAAUAUGUGUGUCUUUAGUGCUUUGUAUUCUUUAAUUCUCAUUAAAAUGGAUUUAAGUAGAUGUUUCAAAGUAAUCUCUAUUCCUGGCUUUUCUUAAUGAUUUUAUUGUUACCUUUCAAACUGGUUUGGGGGCCUGUUCUCUUUCUCUCAAACUUCUAACAUGUUUGUUUUGGCUUCCUAUUCAGGUGGAUUUUUAAAUUUUUCUUUCAAACCAUACAAAAUAUGUUCUCCACUGACAUUUCAAUCUUCUUGAAUAUAAUUUCCCUAAUGUGCUAUACUAUUACUUAACACUGUUAUUUAAACAACUGAGAAAACGAAUUGAGUGUCUUGGUAAAUCAGUUGAUAUAACAGAUUCCAUAUAUAAUUCCAUAUUAUAAUAUAACAGAUUCCAUAUUAUAAUUAUAAUUGAUUCGUUGUUGGCAAGUAAUCUUAAUGGUGACUGACUUUAGAGAUUCAAAUCUGGAGCACCAUCUUCAGUUUAAGUGUUUCACUCUGGUGUUACGUUUUCCUGAGUUUAGAGGAUAUCGUUCUCAAAUUGAAAAGAUAAAAUUUGAAUUCAUAUUUAUUGUAAUCUUUUCUAUUCCAAUUUGAAAAUUCUACUUUAUCUGGUAUUGUCCCCAUGUCAUGUUUUUUCUUUGAUACAUUUCUUUACCUGCAGCAAAUUUAUCGUUUCCCAUAUUACUUUGAUUGACUUUGUGCUGUAAAAUUAAUUAUGUAUUCUCUGGUAUGCUUUUUGCCCUGUAAAAGUCAAAGAAUGUAAGGGGGAAAGAAGCUACCAUAUUACAGUGCAUGUACAUUUUCUUAUUCUUAGGCUUAAAAAAGUUUAAACGAUGAAUACUUGAAAUGUAUACUUCAUUAUUUUGUGCUUUUCAUUUAUUAGGUACAAAGAUGUCAGAUGGAAAAAAGUGAUAUGUCAGGUAGAAAAAUUCCAACAAAGACGAACACUGAUUUUUUUGAGUAAUGUGAUCAGGGCCAGUUAGGAGCCAAAUGAUUUUGUUUGGAAAACUAGUAUAUGUCUUGCACUUCCAGAAUAAUUUAGCUGCCUCCUUUUGAGAGGAGUCUUACAUUUGAGAUAAGUUCAUUAUAAUGUGAAUUUCUGUGAAGCAAAUUUUACUUCUCAGUUUAGUAAUUUUAAAAGUUUGGGGUUCUCAUAAAAACCCAAUCUAGUUCAUUACAUGGCAUAAGUCGCUAGAAAUCCCCAUGACCAAUUGGAUAUAAUAAUAUAUCAGUGCCCUGUACUUGGUGGGAGUAGUCUGUGGUAUGUACUUCAUGGAAUUUUACUGUCUUUCCUAACUAUGCUCCUCCCUUCCCUUCCUGUUACCUGUCUCUUCUGUUCAGUAAGAGACCUUUUUAUGUGCCUAGAGAUUUCCUUCUUUAUAUUAAAAACUACUGGAACUUUGAUUCUGUACUUUUUAAUUCUUGUAUCUAAUGUGCUUAUUAAACUACCAAUUCAUUUCUGUUAUUUACAGCUUUCACACGGGUUAUGUAUAAUUCAGCUGAAAAAUAUUUUCAGUCCAAAGUUUCAGAUUUACAUUUUGUGUAAAUGUAAAUUUACACUCACACUAUGUGUCAAGUUAGUGUCCCGUAUGGUCUCCCGUGUUGGUUACAGUUGGUCAGACUUUUGCUCAUUACAUUCAAACCAAGGUUUUCUCUCUCCUAUCUGGAUUUACUUAGUAAUUGGUCUGAGGAUUAGUAACCAAAUUGUAGUUUGCAGUUUUACUCUGGCAACAUUUUUAUUUUCUAAGUUAAUUUUUUUUUUGUUUGGUUAAUGCUACACCCCUUAGAAUAAAAAUGCGCAGAAGAAACUAUUUCCUUGAACGUCUUGUUUGCAGUUAUCUUUCAUUUUAGAUUGAUGUUUAGAAUGUGUUUGUCAAGUGUCAAUAGAUACUAUAUUCUGUACAUUUUUGAUAUGUUCUGAAUACAGUUUCAUGUAUUCUUUUUA